Messenger RNA from Choloepus didactylus (southern two-toed sloth), 5441 nucleotides. RefSeq names its product WD repeat domain 19 (gene WDR19). Gene Ontology annotation, biological process: cilium assembly; intraciliary retrograde transport. Lineage: Eukaryota; Metazoa; Chordata; Mammalia; Pilosa; Megalonychidae. The coding region runs from base 47 to 4075 and encodes 1342 amino acids. Gene Ontology annotation, cellular component: cilium; intraciliary transport particle A. The record is from RefSeq and is a predicted model, not a curated record. Gene Ontology annotation, molecular function: protein binding. The transcript has 37 exons.
GUGCGCUUGCGCACUUGCAAUAUCGCGCGGACGCUCGAGCACUGAGAUGAAGCGUGUUUUCUCACUAUUAGAAAAGACUUGGCUUGGCACACCAAUACAGUUCACCUGGCAAAAAACAUCAGGAAACUACCUUGCAGUAACAGGAGCUGAUCAUACUGUAAAAAUCUUUGAUCGCCAUGGUCAAAAAAGAAGUGAAAUUAACUUACCUGGGAAUUGUGUUGCUAUGGAUUGGGAUAAAGAUGGAGAUAUCCUAGCAGUGAUUGCUGAGAAGUCUAGUUGCAUUUAUCUAUGGGAUGCCAACACAAAUAAGACCAGCCAACUAGACAGUGGCAUGAGGGAUCAAAUGUCUUUCCUUCUUUGGUCAAAAAUCGGAAGUUUUCUGGCUGUUGGAACUGUUAAAGGAAAUUUGCUUAUUUAUAAUCGCCAGACAUCUCGAAAGAUUCCUGUCCUUGGAAAACAUACCAAGAAAAUCACAUGUGGAUGUUGGAAUGCAGAAAACCUGCUUGCAUUAGGUGGUGAAGAUAAAAUGAUUACAGUUAGUAAUCAGGAAGGUGACACAAUAAGACAGACUCCAGUGAGAUCGGAUCCUAGUGAUAUGCAAUUUUCCAUGAUGAAGACUGAUGACCGAACCUCUGCUACUGAAAGCACAAUUAGUGUGGUAGUUGGCAAGAAAACUUUGUUUCUUUUUAAUCUGAAUGAACCAGAUAGCCCAAUUGAUCUAGAAUUUCAGCAGCGCUAUGGCACCAUCAUCUGCUAUAGUUGGUAUGGUGAUGGCUACAUCAUGAUUGGUUUUUCACGUGGAAUAUUUGUGGUCAUUUCUACUCAUAUUCGAGAGAUUGGUCAAGAAAUAUUUCAGGCUCGAGACCAUAAAGAUAAUCUAACCAGUAUUGCUAUAUCACAGACUCUUAACAAAGCUGCAACAUGUGGAGAUAACUGCAUUAAAAUCCAUGACCUGGCAGAAUUAAAAGACAUGUAUGCCAUAAUCAACCUGGACGAUGAAAAUAAAGGGUUGAGCACCUUGUCCUGGACAGAUGAUGGCCAGUUGUUGGCAUUGUCUACCCAGAGGGGCUCACUCCACGUUUUCCUGACCAAGCUUCCCAUACUCGGGGACACCUGCAGCACAAGGAUUGCAUAUCUUACUUCCCUCCUUGAAGUCACCGUAGCCAACCCUGUUGAAGGAGAGCUACCAAUCACAGUUUCUGUUGAUGUGGAACCCAACUUUGUGGCAGUAGGUCUUUACCAUCUGGCUGUGGGGAUGAAUAAUCGAGCUUGGUUUUAUGUUCUUGGAGAGAAUGGAGUGAAAAAAUUGAAAGACGUGGAAUACUUGGGAACAGUAGCCAAUAUUUGCCUUCAUUCUGACUAUGCGGCUGCACUUUUUGAAGGCAAAGUCCAGUUACAUUUGAUAGAAAGUGAAAUUUUGGAUGCUCAGGAAGAACGUGAGACUCGACUUUUCCCGGCAGUGGAUGAUACGUGCCGCAUUUUAUGUCAUGCCUUAACUGGUGAUUUCCUCAUCUAUGGGACGGAUACUGGUGUCAUUCAGUAUUUCUACAUUGAGGACUGGCAAUUCGUUAAUGAUUAUCGACAUCCGGUCAGUGUGAAAAAGAUUUUCCCUGACCCAAAUGGGACCAGAUUAGUUUUCAUUGAUGAAAAGAGUGAUGGAUUUGUCUAUUGUCCAGUUAACGACGCUACUUAUGAGAUUCCAGAUUUUUCACCAACCAUUAAAGGUGUUCUUUGGGAAAACUGGCCAAUGGAUAAAGGUGUAUUUAUUGCUUACGAUGAUGAUAAGGUGUACACUUAUGUCUUUCACAAGGACACCAUACAAGGAUCCAAGGUCAUUUUGGCUGGUGGAACCAAAGUUCCCUUCUCUCAUAAACCUUUGCUGCUGUAUAAUGGAGAGUUGACCUGCCAGACACAGAGUGGAAAAAUAAACAACAUCUACCUUAGCACCCACAGCUUCCUUGGCAGUUUAAAGGAUGUGGGGCCUAAUGAACUGAAACAAAUGCUGGCACAGACUUUAAUGCUAAAAAGGUUUUCUGAUGCCUGGGAAAUGUGCAGGAUUCUGAAUGAUGAGGCUGCCUGGAAUGAGUUGGCCAUAGCUUGUCUACAUCACAUGGAAGUGGAAUUUGCAAUACGCGUUUAUCGGUCAAUUGUAAAUGUUGGCAUGGUGAUGUCCUUGGAGCAAAUAAAGGGAAUAGAGGACCACAACCUUUUGGCAGGACAUCUCGCCAUGUUUACUAAUGAUUUCAACCUGGCUCAGGACCUGUACCUGGCAUCCAGCUGUCCUGUUGCUGCCCUGGAGAUGAGAAGGGAUUUACAGCAUUGGGACAGUGCUCUACAAUUGGCAAAGCGUUUGGCCCCAGAUCAAAUUCCAUUUAUAUCAAAAGAAUAUGCUAUUCAGCUUGAAUUCAUGGGUGAUUAUGUAAAUGCUUUGGCUCAUUAUGAGAAAGGAAUAACAGGUGAUAACAAGGAGCAUAAUGAAGUGUGUCUGGCUGGAGUGGCCCAGAUGUCCAUUAGAAUGGGAGACAUUCGCCGAGGGGUUAACCAAGCCCUCAAGCAUCCCAGCAGGGUCCUUAAAAGAGACUGUGGAGCCAUAUUAGAGAAUAUGAAGCAAUUUUCAGAAGCAGCUCAACUGUAUGAGAAAGGCCUCUACUAUGACAAAGCAGCAUCUGUUUACAUCCGCUGUAAGAAUUGGGCAAAAGUGGGUGAGCUUCUGCCUCAUGUUUCUUCUCCUAAGAUUCACUUGCAGUAUGCCAAAGCUAAAGAAGCAGAUGGAAGAUACAAAGAAGCUGUGGUGGCUUAUGAGAAUGCAAAACAAUGGAACAGUGUAAUCCGUAUCUAUCUGGACCACCUCAACAAUCCCGAAAAAGCUGUCAAUAUUGUCAGAGAGACCCAAUCUUUGGAUGGGGCCAAAAUGGUAGCCAGGUUUUUCCUACAGUUAGGUGACUAUGGUUCUGCUAUCCAGUUUCUUGUCAUGUCCAAAUGUAAUAAUGAAGCUUUCACCCUGGCUCAGCAGCACAACAAAAUGGAAAUCUAUGCAGACAUUAUUGGUUCUGAAGGCACUACUAAUGAAGACUAUCAAAGCAUUGCCUUAUACUUCGAAGGAGAAAAAAAACAUUUUCAGGCUGGAAAGUUCUUCUUGCUCUGUGGCCAAUAUUCACGAGCUCUUAAACAUUUCUUAAAAUGCCCAAGCUCAGAAGAUAGCGUGGCAAUAGAAAUGGCAAUCGAAACUGUUGGUCAGGCAAAAGAUGAACUGCUUACCAGUCAAUUGAUUGACCACCUUAUGGGGGAGAGUGAUGGCAUGCCUAAGGACGCCAAGUAUCUGUUCCGCUUGUACAUGGCUCUGAAACAGUACCGAGAAGCUGCCCAGACUGCCAUUAUAAUUGCCAGGGAAGAGCAGUCUUCAGGAAACUAUCGGAAUGCACAUGAUGUUCUCUUCAGUAUGUAUGCAGAACUUAAAUCCCAGAAAAUCAAAAUUCCCUCUGAAAUGGCCACCAACCUCAUGAUUCUGCACAGUUAUAUACUAGUGAAGAUUCAUGUUAAAAAUAGAGACCACAUGAAAGGGGCACGUAUGCUUAUUCGAGUGGCCAACAACAUCAGCAAAUUUCCAUCACACAUUGUGCCGAUCCUGACAUCGACAGUGAUCGAGUGUCACAGAGCAGGCCUGAAGAACUCUGCUUUCAGCUUCGCGGCUAUGUUGAUGAGGCCUGAGUACCGCAGUAAGAUAGAUGUGAAAUACAAAAAGAAGAUUGAAGCAAUGGUCAGGAGGCCCGAUACAUCCGAGACAGAAGAGGUCACGACACCUUGUCCAUUCUGUGAAUUUCUUCUCCCAGAGUGUGAACUCCUCUGCCCUGGAUGUAAAAAUAACAUCCCAUAUUGCAUCGCAACGGGUCGACAUAUGUUAAAAGAUGAUUGGACAGUGUGCCCACAUUGUGAUUUCCCUGCCCUGUACUCAGAAUUUAAGAUCAUGUUAAACACGGAAAGCACAUGUCCUAUGUGUUCAGAAAGAUUAAACUUUGCUCAACUGAAAAAGAUUUCAGACAGUACUCAGUACCUGCAAACAGAAGUAGAGCAGUGAGUAGCAUGUGCAGGAAGACUCUGCUUUCUGCAAAUCUGAGAAAACCACAGGAAAUGUUCCUGCAGAGUCAAAAGGUUGUUCACACUGGCCAGGGGAAGGCUAACAAUCUCUGAUCUGUUGAGAACUAGAAAGUUAUCAUGAAAUUACUAUUUUUCUUUCUCUCUUAAAUGCUAUCACUUCUGUCUUAAAGAAGACAAAAAAUAUCUGAACAAAACAGUAUUUCAAAUGCCAUCACCUAAAUCUUUCCAACCCAGCCACCUCUAUCAUUAGCCAGGAAUUAUAGAUAUGCAUACUUUAAACAGACUCAAAAACUGUUGGUAACAGAACCCAUAUUAGCGUCAAAAAAGAAAUGAAAAGUCCCUUUAAAAACUACUUACUUGGUCCCUCCUACCUACAGGUAGGUGAAUGCAUGAAUCACAGAAGCCAGUUAGUUCUUCUCCUGAUCGGAAAGUCUAUAAACCCUGCCACCACAACUGCUUCACUAGCUCGGCAAAAAAAACUCUAUUUUAUCUUCACCCAUUUCCUCUAGAUUCGGUCUUCCAAAGUCAAGCAUGUUAGUCUAUUUAGAGGAAUGUAUGAACCCCUAAGCCACAAUGCCCCCAAAAAUCAUAUUAAACAAUCUCCCAAAUUGUUCUCAAUUUAUUACUUUCUAGUUGACACUAGAAAAAUCUAAAGAUAUCUAAUAUACUUAAAUCAAGGGUUCUUAACCUCAGGAAUCCCCCUGAAAUUGUGCAAUUUAUGCAUAUAUGUAUUUUUCUGGGAAUAAAGAGCAAAGUUUUCAGAUUCUCAAAGGCAUGUACCCCCACCCCCAAGGUUAAAAACCUAUAAUAAAACCUAACUUCCAUUUUUUUAAAGAUGAAAAGAAACUGAGGCCUCUAGAAGAUCAGUGACUUGAUCAAGUUUAAGAAGUUAAGUAGGCAGGUCUUAAUUUACUUUAAAAAUUGUGAAACUCAAUAACCAAAGGUCCUUGAAAAUAAUGUCUUGCAGAGAUUCACUCAAGAAACAUUUUUUGAGCACUUUCAUUUUCUAGAUGAGUAAGCCUCAUUUCUACCCCUAGAAAUGUUCAGUCUAAUGGGGGAAGAGGACAGAUAUACAAAAAGACAGACGUAAGACAUGAAGUUCAGUGUUCAAAAUCUACCUGGAGAAUACUGGGAAUAGCAAAGAGGGAUGCCCCUUGGGCCGAGUGAUGAUGACCAUCAAAAAACAGAGGGCAGGGAGUAGGAAAAGAGCUGAGAGACUGGCCCUCAGCUUGACAAAUGAAAAGAGCAGUAAGGAACAGAACCAGUAAAUUAUAAUGGCCUGAAAAGGAGCUAAGAGAUGCAAAAGGUGGGCAAGGGCAGGAAAGGAGGAACAAAAUGGUGGGAUG